AUGGCUUUCCCGAACCCCAAAGCUCAGCUCAAGUACACCUCCAUUCGUAAUGUACUAUCCGCCUCGGGCCCUGCGGUCGUCGACGAGCAGACACCGUCACCUGUUGACACGGAACCCACAGUGAAAGAGCAGAGCCACAGUGUCGUUGCCGAGUAUCAACAUCUAGAGAUAUGUCACAUCUGCGAAGGCGAGGAGAUUCUCAUCGCCCUACCAUGCGAAGUCGAGUGUUCCGUUCCAGAAAGCGUCGCGAUACAAGCUCUGCCACAAGAACAAGCAAAAAUUCUGGAGAAGAAAAUUCGAGAACUCACUACGCCCCCGAAUCAGCGCUGUUACUGCGCCAAAAGAAACUGUAGCGCCUUUAUCCCGCCAGCGCUCGUAUUUAUCGACGACCUCGCCCGGUGUGGCGAGUGCGGAACCUCAACGUGUAGGUUAUGCCGUGCUUCUCAACACGAAGGUGAGUGCGCAGGUCCAUCCGAAGGAGACCAACAAGCACACGAUCAGAUGCAGAAGGAAGGCUACCGACAUUGCUCCUACUGUCGCAGAAUGGUCGAAAGGAAUGGUGGAUGCUCUCACAUGACUUGCGUCUGCGGCCACGAAUGGUGCAUCCAUUGUGGCGGGCUGAUCAGUACUUGCAACGGAUGUGGGCAUCUCGAACCAGAUAUUGUGGGUGUCCGCGAAGAAGAUCAAUGGGUCCUCGACGACGACGCAGCCAUCCCGAUCGACCCUGCCGACGACGAGGAGUUGCAACAGCGAUUUCAAAUGUCCGUCUUGGACAAUGUGAUCCUCCAGAUGCGCCUUUUACAACGACCUGCCUCUGCCGACAACAGUACCAUGAACUUUAACCAAAUUUUUCGGGUGCAAGGGUACGAAGGCCCUCUGAUAUGGUAUCGACCUGACGGACACCCUGUGUUUGGGCAAAGCGACGAGGACUUUCCGAGCGGAAGGGAUUUGGCCUUCUCCGAUGUCGUGCUGUUCCACGUGUUUAACGCAGCUGAGCUUGUAUCUGAUGCUGAAGAGGAGCCUGAAGGGGGUGUUCAGUAUGCCGCCGAUGACGACUACGUGAUGUAG
This is a messenger RNA of Aureobasidium subglaciale EXF-2481, 1068 nucleotides long. RefSeq lists its product as uncharacterized. Gene Ontology annotation, cellular component: ubiquitin ligase complex; cytoplasm. Gene Ontology annotation, biological process: positive regulation of proteasomal ubiquitin-dependent protein catabolic process; ubiquitin-dependent protein catabolic process; protein polyubiquitination. Gene Ontology annotation, molecular function: ubiquitin protein ligase activity; ubiquitin conjugating enzyme binding. Bases 1 to 1068 code for a protein of 355 amino acids. The record is from RefSeq and is a predicted model, not a curated record. Lineage: Eukaryota; Fungi; Ascomycota; Dothideomycetes; Dothideales; Saccotheciaceae. The transcript has 2 exons.